AGGGGAUCCAUGGAGCAUAUCACAGCACUAGUGUUUUCUAUGUCUUCUUGUCCACGAUGCACUUUAGAAUUUCAAUAAGAUGCGUGUGUGUCUCCAGAUAAUCAGUUUCCUCCUCGCCUUAAACUUUUACUACCAGCCGCUCCGAGCUCAGGAUCCUGCCUGUUGCCACCAUGCUGCCGAUUUCUCAUCUUGUAAAGAAGCUUGUGACCAGCUCGCCACUAUAAAGAGUGAGUCUCGUCUGAAGCAUCUCCUCCAGAGGUUACCCAGUUACUGUCCAGAGUCUAUGAAUGAACUGUGGAUGUGCAUCAACACUACACUUCCAGGAGUAUCCAGGAAGUCAGACGGCUGGGUGGGGCUGGGCUGCUGCGAAUUGGCGAUCUCAGCUGAGUGUCGCAGAGAAUGCAGACAGGCAUCAUCUAAAAAUGACAUAACUAAAGUAUGCAAAAAAGUCACAGAGAAUUCCCUCUACAGCUGCAUCACCAAAAAUGAAAUGGGCUCCACAUGCUGCAGCUUUGCAGGGCGUCACACCACCUGCAGGGAGUACUGCCAGGCCAUCUUCAGGACCGACUCAACGCCCACUGUGUCUCAGAUCAAUGCUGUCAAAGAGUAUUGUCAGAGUCACAGCGCUCAGCUGCUCAGCUGUGUCAGCAACUUCACCAAGUCCUACCCCAUACGCAGCCCUAUAGACAGUCUGUACUGCUGUGACCGGGCGGAGGCCACGCACUGCCAGCAAGCGUGCCGGAGAAUCCUUCGCACGAUGAGCACAGAGCACGAGAUCAUGGAGGGUUUGAUCGAGGAGUGCGGCUCCCAGCCCCUCCCCCAGGAACCCAUGUGGCAGUGCUUCCUGGGCAGCGCCCACCCUCCUUCCCCACCCGAAGAGGAGACCCCCCAUCCUGCCAAGAUGGACUGUGCCAAACUUCACUGCUGCUCCAAGGCCAACACCUCACUCUGCAGGGACAUGUGUCAAGAGAUCAGCACUAACUGGGGCAGCCAGACGUGGCAGGACUUCGACCAGCUCUGUGAGUACAACCCAGUGGAGACAGAGCUCAUCAACUGCCUGGCUGAUGUUAGAGAGCCCUGCCAACUGGGCUGCAAGGACCUCACCUACUGCACCAACUUCAACAACAGGCCAACCGAGCUGUUUCGCAGCUGUAACGUCCAGUCGGACCAGGGCGCCAUGAACGACAUCAAGCUGUGGUCCAAUGGGACGAUCAAGAUGCCGUUCAUGAACAUCCCCGUGCUGGACAUCAGGAAGUGUCUACCAGACAUGUGGAAGGCUGUUGCCUGUUCCCUGCAGAUCAAACCCUGCCAUAGCAAGUUCAGAGGGAGUGUCAUAUGCAAGUCAGAUUGUGUGGACAUCCUGACCCAGUGUGGGGACAGGAAACGUUUUCACGAAGGACAAACACCAGAGAGGAUCUGUGAACUGCUGUCUCCCAUUGAUGACCCUGAACGCUGCAUCCCCCUCCACAGAUACCUCACCCCCAGUUCACUAGGCAAUAGCAUUGUUGAGGAGGUUAUCCAUCCAUGCAACCCCAACCCCUGCCCCAGCAACCACUUAUGCCAGGUCAACAGGAAGGGCUGCCUUGAUGAACUCAACUGUCAGCCAUACCUCUGCGUACCAGGCUGUAAACUGGGCGAGGCCUCGGAGUUUCUGGUGCAGCAGGACGCUCGUAUCCAGGUGCCAACUCGCACUGGUCCAGCUGGGUGCUACGAGGUGUGUAGCUGUGGUCCCAGUGGGCGUCUGGAGAACUGUGUGGAGAUGCCCUGUGUGGACACCAAAAAGCCCUGCAUCGUAGGAGGACAGAGGAAGAACCACGGGACGUCUUUCAGGGUUGACUGCCACACUUGUUCCUGCUUCGCUGGCAACACCGUCUGCUCCACCAGAGAAUGUCUCGGAGUCAACUCAGAUGAGGAUCGACGACACUUUACCGGUCUUCCCUGUAAUUGUCAAGACCGCUUCAUCCCAGUGUGCGCCUCCAACGGGCGCACCUAUCCCAGCGCCUGUGUGGCUCGCUGUAUGGGGUUCAAGGACCGUCAGUUUGCCUUUGGCCAGUGCCACCGCAGUAACCCCUGCUCAGACAAGCCCUGCCAGAGAAACCAGAGGUGCAUCCCAAAGUAUCGUGUAUGUCUGAGUGAUUCGUCAGACUGCCCUCAGUACGAGUGUGUUGGUCGGCCGGCAACAUGCGAUAAGAACACCGUGGAGCCGGUCUGUGACACUGACGGCCUGGUCCACCCUAGUCUGUGUCAGCUGCAGCAGGCUGGGAAAACUCUGGCUUACAUGGGCCACUGCCAGGAUGCCUGUAGGACGCCACAGCAGGUUUGCGGUCAUAACGGUGAGACCUACAACACAGUGUGCGACGCCUUCUCUGACAGGGUGGCCGUGGACUACGAGCGCCCCUGUCACGCUGUGGGGGCCGUGUCUGACGUGGCCCCCGACUCCGCCUGCAGUUUGAUUCCCUGUCCACCUCUGUCCACUCCAGGCUGCAACCCUGUCACACCACCUGGAGCAUGUUGUCCAGUCUGUGCCAGCAUGCUGCAGAUCCUCUGGAACAAAGAGCAGAUGAACACUUUCUCUAAGCUGAAUAAGAACCAGCCGGUGACGGUCCACGAUGUGCUGCAGAUCCUGCGGCUUCACGUCUCGGUGCCGCAGUGCGACGUCUUUGGCUACCUGAGCAUCGACCAUCAGCUGGUGGUCCUCAUCGCCCCGGUGGACCAGCAGCCAACACCACUGCAGAUCGAAGCCUGCAGUAAGGAGGCCGAGAAGAUCGAUUCCCUCAUCAACUACGCCAGCCCCACGCUGGUCUCACAAGUGCCCCUUUCUGCCUUCCUCGCCUCCGAGAUCAAGACGUCCUCCAUCCACUCCUCCGGGGACGCUCCGACGUCGCCUCUGCCCCCCGGCUUGUGCUUCCUCCUUGGCCUCCUCAUCGCCACAGCCCCUGGCCUCCACCAGCUCUAAGUGCUUAUUACCCCCCCCCCCCCCUCCCCAGCCUUCCCUCUAAGUAUUCCAAAGUACCCCCCACCCCACCCCUCACCACCACCUAGGAUGACAGGGGUGUCAUGAGGUGAGUGCAUCUGGGCAGGAAGAGGCAGCGGCGCCGUCUUUCGACAAUCAUUCCAAUUUACUCACCUGCGUGUCAAACAAUCAAGGCGGUGGAAAAGCUAUUAUUACGGAAAGCUUUUGUAUGAACAGAUGAACAGUAUUAUUCAGUGGAUGAGUUACUCGCUGGGUUUCCCUCCAGUGAAGUGUGCUUCAGUGUGUGAGCGUGUGUGAAUGUGUGUGUGUUUGACCUUUAAGAGGCAUUUGACUUCAUACCAGCAGUGUUUAUCCAUUAGUCCCAGCAGCAAGCUCUCCUCUGAAAGCUGGGAAGUAAAUUUCAUAACUCACUUUGUCUCUUUGUCUUUUGAGGCUUUGCGUGUCUGUGUUUGUGUCUGUGUUUGGGUGUGUGUGUGUUCGUGCUCGUAUGUGUUCAGUUGGAGUUCGGAGACAGACGAGGACAAAACAUCCCUGCCUGGCAGCACAUCUGUCUGACUAAUUACCCGAAAUUCCCUCGACCACACACACACACACACACACACACAUACACUUUCACACACACUCAAACAAAACGAUUGAUGUCACUAAAUCCAGACUUCUCUGUUAUGCCUGUAUUAGAUGGAGCCUGAUCAGCAUCUAAGUGACACUUUCGAAGCCUCUGACAAAUGAGAAUGCGCAGCCUGUACCGCAGUGCGUCAUGUAUAUACAUGUGAGGUGUAUAUGGACCUAGCGUUUGAACCUCUAACCUCAGCAGUGUUAGUGCCAUGCUCAAUGGACUGAGCCAGCUCAGAUGAAACUAAUCCAGCCUCCAAAGUCACUCGUAACUACUGACCAAACAGAGUGCCCGAAACCUGACCAGACCAAAAGCCAGUCAGAGAGUUCACAUGUUAACAGAUUCAUAUUAACAGAGCCCAGUUUCUGUUCUGUUUCACUCGGCAGUGAACUGAAGCGUAUCAGAGCUGAAAUUUAAAAAAAAAAAAAAAAAAAUUAAAUUUGAAAAUCAGUUUUACCUGAUUUCCCCCCC
This is a messenger RNA of Toxotes jaculatrix (banded archerfish), 4058 nucleotides long. It is a transcript of the gene reck, whose product is annotated as reversion-inducing-cysteine-rich protein with kazal motifs. NCBI's taxonomy places the organism in Eukaryota, Metazoa, Chordata, Actinopteri, Toxotidae. Gene Ontology annotation, cellular component: plasma membrane. Bases 80 to 2956 code for a protein of 958 amino acids. The record is from RefSeq and is a predicted model, not a curated record. Gene Ontology annotation, biological process: extracellular matrix organization; blood vessel maturation; sprouting angiogenesis. Gene Ontology annotation, molecular function: protein binding; metalloendopeptidase inhibitor activity. The transcript has 21 exons.